Molecule: messenger RNA, 468 nt
Organism: Acanthosepion pharaonis
Lineage: Eukaryota; Metazoa; Mollusca; Cephalopoda; Sepiida; Sepiidae
Source: the annotation of a GenBank genome assembly
AUGUACAUAAUACAUAUGGGAAGCUGCAGACGUGUUACUGGGCGUGCAACAGAAUUGCUACGUGGAGCCAUUUCGAGGGCCUUUGUGCGCAUGCUCAGGUGUUCCUCUUCAAUUUCGAAUUUUCUUUUUUUUCUUUCUUUCUCGUUUUUUCCUACCUUUUCUUCUAUCUUCUUCCUUCUCCAUUCACAAUGGUUUCUCACUAAAUUUAUUCUUCAUUUUUUUCUUUUUCCCUCAUUCCUAUUUAUUCAACUUCCCAGUUUCUUCUUCUUCAUCAUCUCCUCCUCCAUUACUUCAUCAUCUCCUCCUCCUCCACCACCUUAUUCAUCUCCUCCUUUUUCUCCUUAUUCAUCUCCUCCUCUUCCUCCCCAUUCUUCUUCUUCUUCUUCUUCUUCUUCUUCUUCUUCUUCUUCUUCUUCUUCUUCUUCUUCAUUUAACACUUCUGUUUUUCUUUAUUCUCCUUCUCCUUAA